Molecule: messenger RNA, 3294 nt
Organism: Penicillium digitatum Pd1
Lineage: Eukaryota; Fungi; Ascomycota; Eurotiomycetes; Eurotiales; Aspergillaceae
Product: NB-ARC
Source: RefSeq, a predicted model, not a curated record
AUGGAGAAAGAGCUUGAAGUGUUACACAACCGGUUGUUCAAAGCCAAGGCACGUCCAGAAAAGACAAUGGCUGUGCUGAUAUCUGGAGGUCCAGGCUCCGGCAAAACACAUCUUGCGAGGCAGUAUGUGUUCACUCAGCGAGAUUGCUAUCCAGGCGGCAUAUUUUGGAUUGACGCUAAGUCCCGUGAAUCAACGUACAAGUGUUUUUGGGAGAUCGCACAAGCAGCUACGUUGAUCGAACAGAAGGUGACCAUGACCACUGAGUAUCACGAGAUUGGAAAGCACGUGAAUGCAGUCCGUCUCUGGCUUCAGACACACAAAGAUUGGCUUCUAGUCUUUGACGGUGUUACCUUCGACCGUGAUGAUGAUCUCAACAAAUUCAGGGAGGUUUUGCCAUGGAGCAAACAGUGCAGCAUAAUAUACACCUCGGUUGAUACAACGCUACGCAAAAAGCAGCGACUUUACGAGCCCCAUUGUCUGAUGAUCUCGCGGUUGAAAGUGGAAGACGCUUGUAAGCUUUUGUUCAAGGAUCUUGGGAUAAAGCGAGCGACGCCAGAGCAAAUCUUCAAGGCUACUCGGAUAGUUGAGCACUACGAAUGUCUGCCUUUAGCAAUCCAUGCAAUUGGGCACCGUCUCAAUGCAACGGGUAAACCGAUUGAGAAGUAUCAUGUCAAAUCUCAGGUGACCGACAAGAAGCUUGCGGAACCUUUCUUGAGCAUCAUGAAUGAUUUGUUUCGAUUGCAGCAAAAGCAGGCGCUGCACUUGAUUAAUCUUCUCUCUUUUCUUGGCCACCAGGUGCCGGUAGGCCUUCUGAAUCUGGGUCGAGCGGCCAUGGCCGCUGAGGAUCUAGAGAUCCAGACUAGCGGCCAAAUUGGAGAAGAUCCUGAUCUCGAUACCACACUUGGAACACUCAUUCACUAUGGGUUAAUCGAACGGAUCUCAGAUGCUGAUCUCUUUCGGCAGAGGCCGUCUGCGCAUCAUCUUGAGAGUGAUCAGAAGAGCUCAGAUGGGAAGACUGACCUGGAACUUUCCGAUUCCAUGACAGAGAGCAGCCAAGAUGGAUUUUUCUCCAUGUACCGUCACAAAUCGGUGGUUGAUGUAGUCAAGAUUCACAGUGUGGUGCAAGGGUUCUGUCGUGAUGAGCUCCGAAUCAUGGACGAGGAGAACAAAUGCAUAAUGAACAAGAGUGAUCCUGGUUUCUUCGACACAUGGUUGAUUGUUGCGACUCGAUUUCUCAUCACCUCUUAUGAUGCCGCUAUGGGGCGGAUGGCUCAUUACGAAGACUUUGGCCUUGUCCGGGACUACCGAGAGUACGAAACCCAUGCUUCACGACUGCUUGAGCUCUUCCCAAAGAAGGCAGCAAUAAAUCUCCAUCCGCUCAUCGUUCGUGAAACACGAGAGAAUUUGCGAAGAUUGAUGAAGAUGAUAAGCAAAGAGAUAGAGAACAUGCCUCCAAGCUCCUCACCCCACUCUCUACGGUGUCAAAAGUCGGUUUUUGACAGAUCAAGCAGCUCAUCGUCAUCCUUUCGCGAUUCAUCGGCCGAUGAAGAUCCCUCGCGCCGGUCUACCUUCAAUUGGAGUGAUCUAGGGUCACCUCGAACGGAAUCUCCCGAGGAGAUGGCUAUGCCGCCUCCCCAGUUCAGGUUAGAGCUUUUCCCACCACACAUAUUCAGAAAUUCUGGGUACGAAUCCGAAGAAGGUUAUGAAACGGAUGGGGAAGCUAAUGAGGUAGUUCGAAUCUCUCCCGCUAUGUCGCAAAUAAGCCAAGCAACGGAGAAACCAAAUAACACACCUCCCACAUCGAGUCCAUCAACCAAUGGCCUAUUGGAGUGGCAAGUGGCCAACCGAAACUCAAGGCUGAGUUUCCAUCAAGAGAAUCAAGCGAAAUGGCCGAACAAAGCUUCUCGUCGCUUUGGAGAAAUCAAAUUUGAUAUGCCAUUGGUCAAACUGUCCUCCAUCCAAGGGAAAGGAUCAUCAAGUCGCACAGAAGCGGGGAGCUCUUUGAUGCAGGACUCGGAGGCUAAAAAAGUGCUCGCUGCAGUGCAUCGAUUUAGCAUUUCUCAAGCGUCCGCUGACGCCCCGCAGCCUACAUUUAUCUCCCCGCCAGCAAACAAAGAGAACUUGCCGAGGUGUGCAGAUGUGGUCACCCGAAGACUGGAUAGAGACUCUACGGUGAAACGUCCAUUAUCCGUCACCACUUUCCAGGCCUUGGAUCCGGCUAGCGGUUUGCAUUUGAGUGGCGGCAUGCAGAUGAAACCAUCCACUGAGUCGAUCGAUAGCCAAGCGGGAUAUGCCUUUACGUCUCCCCUAUACCAUGAUAUGUCCAAACAAUUGAUGAGCGAGCCUCCGAAUCAGUCAACCUACAGCGAGCCCGAGUACAAUAUGUUCAGUCACUGUCCCGAAGCAGAUUUACAUACCGCGCCUGCAUCCCGAGCUUCCUCUCGGCGUGGUUCAGUGCCACAUCUGGAGAUCCCACGAAGUCUGUCUGCAAGCGUGCCAUCCCUCCUUCCAUAUCCACCGCCGCUUCCGUACGAUGAGAAUAUUUCCAUCGCUCUUUCAAACCGCAAUACAUUCUCCCAAUUAGCUUCACGAUCAAUAGCUAUCGUUGGCUCCUCUAGACCUUCUUCUGUCGCUCAUCCGUCCGCAAUCAUGCCCAUCGCAUUGUCAUUAUCUAAUAACAAAUUGCAUGUCAGCUCAGCCCCAGAGCGCUCCAUUCUCGAGCCGAUGUCGCGUGACUCUUCUGGUUACUCCUAUCAGUCAUGGGUCACAGAACCCGUGCAGUAUACCCCGUGGGCUCCACCAAUCCCAACCUUCCAACAGCCCACCGAGAUAACCCCAAGUCCACCAUCAAGCAUGCAAUGUCAACAACAGAUGCUCGCCGGGACUGCUGAUUGGACAACCGAAACACAUCUGGCGGGUAGUGCUCUCCUGUCAGAUCCCUUUUACCUCAGUCCGCCCGCGUCAGCACAUGGAAAGCUUGGCUCCAUGGAUGAGAGGCUGAAAUAUCCCGACCCUGGCUGGAGCCCGGAGAUUGAGCCAGUGCAAGUUUUGAAUUUUGGCGGACACCACAUUGAUGUACGAGAUGCACGUCUCCGACUGAAUGAAUCGACUCACAUGCUACCCCCGCUCCCCCAGCUAGAUCAUCCGAAUUUGUCGGGUCCUGUGAUUCAGCAUGAUGGUCAGGUCUAUGUGUCUGAUCAUGAGCCGCGGCUGGAGGUGUGUGGGACUCGUCCGCGUAGUGGGAGUUCCCCUGUGCGCCCUAACUAUGUUGAUUUGGGUAUGCGGUUCUUAUGA